Salvelinus fontinalis (brook trout) is the source of this 2920-nucleotide messenger RNA. It is a transcript of the gene lrr1, whose product is annotated as leucine rich repeat protein 1. Gene Ontology annotation, molecular function: protein binding. The transcript is spliced from 5 exons. Lineage: Eukaryota; Metazoa; Chordata; Actinopteri; Salmoniformes; Salmonidae. The record is from RefSeq and is a predicted model, not a curated record. Bases 503 to 1768 code for a protein of 421 amino acids.
UAGGUGCUAAGAAAAAAAUUGUUAUGGCUAAAAGGGUUCUAGGUUUUGUCAAAUGAAAGUCAGAUUUGACUUCGUAGCAGGUUAGGAGAAUUAGGUUACGGUUAAGAAAGGAGUUAGGGUAAACUAAAAUUCACAACAAAAAAAAUCGACUUUUGACGUUCAUUUGACAAAAGCUGCACCCUUCUUGCCACAACCAAAGAAAAGAUUCUCAAACAAAAUCACGUCUGCGCAUGUACGUUUAUCAGUUCUCUUCGCGCGCGCGAAAUUGAGGCCGUUCGAUCAUCUUGGUAGCGACGUUUCCUUGUUAUUCUUUGGGUCCAUGUUGACAAUUUAGUUUGCAUGCUAGAGAGAGAACUUGCAUGCUUUUUUGUUGUUGUCGUCAACUCUUGUAUUUCAUAGCGGUCCGGUAAAGCGUUUGAACCAUUUCGUUAGUUCUGUUGUCAUAACUUGCAGUUUGCCAACAACUAACACAGGUCACGCAUUUAUUUAUACACCUCGAGCAAUGAAGCUUCAGUGCGACGUCGAAGUCGUGAGCCAGAUGCUUCCCACGUAUGGGAUGAAAAACAGAGGAAAGGGAGCAAGGGCUGUGCUGUCUAUUGGGAGACAUGUGGACAAGACCACACAACACCACAACAUUUAUCUAAUGAUCUGUACAGCAAAGGAUAGGACAGGCUCAAAAUAUAAGCUAAAAGAAAACAUUGAAACAUUCUUCACCAGGUUUGUUGAGGAGGGCAAAGCCACUGUGAGACUGAAGGAGCCCGCUGUUGACAUCUGCUUGAGCAAGGCUGAUGCUAACAGCUUGAAGAACUUCCUCUCGGCUGCUCGGUUGGCUCACAGAGGAAAUGACACGGACAGCCUGCCGCUCUCUACACUGACACCCGUCCGAGCCAGGGAUGUGGAGAAGCCCAAGAAGAAGCUGACUAUUGUAUCCAAGAAGGACUAUCCAUUGACCUCCAAUUUUCCCUACUCAUUAGAGCAGCUCCAGGUGUCCUACUGCAAGCUCUCACGGGUAGACAUGCGAAUGCUCUCCCUCAAGGCACUGCGCAGACUGGACCUCAGUAAUAACAACAUUAAAAAACUUCCUGACACUAUCGGCGACUUGGGCUGCCUGGCUGAGCUUAUUCUCCACAACAACCACUUAGAGACCUUUAGUGAAGCCCUCUGUCUGUCCAGCCUCCAGCGCACACUUCAACACCUCGACCUGAGUCAGAACCGCCUGCAGACCCUGCCGCCUCAUUUCUGCCAGCUGCGAGAGCUGAUCAACCUCAAGAUGGACAACAACGGACUGGUGUGGCUGCCCUUUCGCAUCAGCCAUCUCUCCAAGCUGCGCUUUUUGUCUGCUGCACACAACCAACUGGCCCUGCUGCCAGGGGACUUCCGAAAGUUAACUCUGGAGAACCUGGACCUGUUUGGUAAUCCGUUCGCCCAUCCCAACCCGCUGGACCAUACCAUCCAGCUCACCUUCCCCCUGACUCUGCAGGAGAUGGCCGCCAGGGCUGUGGCCAACCUCAGAAUCCCUUACGGGCCUCAUCUCAUCCCUGCCCACCUUUGUCAAGACCUGGAGGUUGCCAAGACCUGUGACUGUGGCUGUACCUGUGUGAACUACUACAUCAAAACAGCAGUCAGCAUGAAUCUGCAUCUGGUCUCUCACACUGUGGUUUUGGUAGAUGACAUGGGAGGAACAGAUGCCCCAGUGCAGCGUCACUUUUGCUCCCUAUCAUGUUACUCUGAGUUCCUAGACCAAUGCCUUCAGCGAGGCCUGAGAUGAUUUAAGUCCCUCAACUGUUCCACGGCAAUCAGUACAGUAGCUAGGUUUCCAUCCAUAUUCUGAAAUCUGCAUAAAAAAAUAUGUUCAUUUUCCCACCAGAUAUGUUUCCAUUAAAUUUACUUUUUGCGGAUAAAUGCUGUGUGAUGACGUAGUGCACAUGAACAUAACUUUUAUUGUUAAAUUCCCAUGUACCGAAUGUGAAAAUACAAGUUAAGGGGGUUUCCAUCGUAUUGUCAACUCUACUGAUGGGUUUUGUCACAACUGUUGCGUUAUACAGCAAAUGUACCCACUCUGGUCUUGACACGUGCUCUCUAGCCAACAGCUGGCAGAUACAGUCCAGGUAGGCUACCUACAUGAUGAGAUUUUAUUAUAGAGCACAGUGAUAUUAUUUGUCAAAUGGCAGCCAGGCAUCGAUCAUCAUGUCACCAGAAUAAGACCCUCAAUUCUUCAAGCUCAUCACCGUGCUCUUUCACCACCCUGUGAAGUUCAUCUGUAGCUUAAUAAAACUGCAUGGUUUCUCGGGUUGUAGUGGGAGGACCACACAAAAUAUCAUCACGUGACUCCCGAGUUUACUUCGAUGUGAUGGUUAUUAUAUCAAUAUUUGCACAUAAAGGCGUUUCCACCGUCAUUUCUCGCAUAAUUAAUUUUAGACACAAAAAGAUCCCACCAUGUCAAACAAACAAAUAAUCUGUUGGUAUUUAUAAAAUUGUAACUGCAUUUCCUGUUUCCAUCAGCCCAGUUGUAACUUUUUUCAUGCGUUAGAUAAUUAAUCUGCAUGAAAUGGUCGAAUGGAAACGUGGUUAAUGCUUUUGGUAUUAUUCUGAAGGCAAUGGUGACCAGCCAGUGUAGACUGUAAUGUAAAGGGCAGUAUGAACUCGUUGUACAUUGGACCCAACACGCAUCUCAGAACUGCUUAUGUGACCACUGAUUGGACAUAUGCUGACGUUCAGACAUUUUGUCUUCAAGUGUGUUUCCCAAUCAGUGUUACAGAUUGAGAAACCUAAAAUGACAAGUAGUAGUUUAUAUCUGUUUAAGCAAGGUGUGUUUGUGUAUAUGAAACAUUUUUAUAUGUUUGUGGAAUUCAAAAAAUGUAUUUAUUUUUACUGUAUUGGUACAAGUUUGAAAGGAAAUUAAAGAAACUAUCCAUAUCUA